AUGCAGGGGUGUGAUGGUUCAAUGUUGCUGGAAGAUACGACAACGUUUCAAGGGGAAAAGACGGCGCCUCCGAACUUGAACUCGCUGAGAGGGUUUGAAGUGAUCGAUGCGAUCAAAUUGGAGUUGGAAUCGGUUUUCCCUGAAACCGUCUCUUGUGCCGACGUUCUCGCCAUAGCUUCCCGCAACUCUGUUUUUCUCGUAAUCAUGCUCAUUGGGAAGUUCAAAUGGGGGAGGAAGGACGGUUUAUCGGCAAGUAAAGCCGCGGCGACGGCCAGUAUACUAGGGCCGAAUUCCACGGUGGCGGUUCUCGCGACCAAUUUUCAGAACGUUGGGCUUAGUCUUAACGAUGUGGUCGCUCUCUCCGUGUCUGGAGCAGCUGUGCUCGCAGUCGACGACGACGGUGGGGGAGCUGGCAAGGGGACACCUUUCACGUUCGACAACCAGUACUACGUGAACCUGAUGUCGAGAGAAGGGCAGCUUCCGUCGGACCAGGCGUUGGCGUAG
Messenger RNA from Linum tenue, 504 nucleotides. Lineage: Eukaryota; Viridiplantae; Streptophyta; Magnoliopsida; Malpighiales; Linaceae. The record is from the annotation of a GenBank genome assembly.